AUGCUAUUUGAAAUACAUCUCAUUUUGAAAACCGUCCGGCUGGCCAUCCGCCACUUCACAAAUCUCUUCCAGCACGCCCUACAAUGCCAAUUCCAAAGACUGACUUACCAUCCUAUGUCACAAUCAAAAACCAUCCUAGUGAUUGGUGCCUCAUUCGCUGGAUACCACGCUGCAAGGUGUUUAUCUGCCCGUAUACCCACCGGGUACCGGGUAGUUGUGGUGGAAAAGAAUAGUCAUUUCCAACUAACUUGGGUACUUCCGAGGUUUUCGGUGGUGCCGGGGUAUGAAAGACAGGCGUUUAUUCCGUACGGAGGGUAUUUGGCACCCGCGGGGUGGGGGUUUGGGAGUGGGUUAGGGGGGGUGGUUAGGGUUUUGCCUGAUAUGGGGGUAGGGGGAGGGAGGGUGGAGUUGGAGGAUGGGAGGGUGGUCGGGUACGAGUAUUUGGGGAUGUAUCCCGGGAAGAAUGUGACGUUGGUGCAUUCGAGGGAGAGGUUGUUGGGUAGGGCCGGGGGGGAUGGAGGGAGGUUUACGGAGAGGGUGUUGGAGGAGUUGGAGGUAUUGGGGGUGAGAGUGGUGCUUGGGGAGAGGGUGGUGGAGGGGGAUGAUGGGGUGCGGUUGAAGUCUGGCGAGGUGGUGCCGUGUGAUUGUUUGGUGAAAUGUGUUGGUCAACGGCCGAAUUCUGGGCUGGUACAGGAGUGGUCGCCCCUGUCAGUCUCGGAAACCGGCCAUGUGAGGGUUCGUCCGACGCUGCAGAUCGCGGAUGAAGCAUUUGAUUGCAUCUAUGCAGCCGGA
This is a messenger RNA of Aspergillus sclerotioniger CBS 115572, 792 nucleotides long. RefSeq names its product FAD/NAD(P)-binding domain-containing protein. The annotation marks the transcript as partial. The record is from RefSeq and is a predicted model, not a curated record. Gene Ontology annotation, molecular function: flavin adenine dinucleotide binding; electron-transferring-flavoprotein dehydrogenase activity. Gene Ontology annotation, cellular component: cytoplasm. NCBI's taxonomy places the organism in Eukaryota, Fungi, Ascomycota, Eurotiomycetes, Eurotiales, Aspergillaceae. The transcript has 3 exons.